This is a messenger RNA of Pseudo-nitzschia multistriata, 2224 nucleotides long. Lineage: Eukaryota; Bacillariophyta; Bacillariophyceae; Bacillariales; Bacillariaceae. The record is from the annotation of a GenBank genome assembly.
CAACAACAACGUCAAUCAUGUCCGACGACGAGUACAGCGCCGCCUCCGAAGAAGUCGAGGAAGAAGAAGUCACAGAUCUUUCCAACAGGUACGUGUCCUAGCGUUGAUGUUGUUGGUGCUACAGCACUGAAUUCAUGCUCGUCACUUCUGUUUUGAAGGAACGAGAAUCCAAAUAGAAUCAUUCACUUAUUUUUUCUGACACUGUUGGCGAUGAAAAUAAAUCAACACAGUGAUGUGUGCACAAAAUACCAAGAGGCAUCGAAGAUCGUGAACCUCACACUAGAGGGUCUCGUUGCUCAGACUGUCGUUGGUGCUAAAGUAUUGGACCUUUGCAAAUUCGGUACUACCGUUAUGGAAACCGCGGCAUCGAAGCUUUAUACUAAGAAAGUUAACGGAGUAGCGAUCGACCGUGGUGUUGCAUUUCCCGUUUGCGUUAGUGUUAAUGAUAUCGUUUGCAACUGCAGUCCCCUCAACGAUCCCGAACCAGAAUCAAUUGCGAUGGUGAGUUCCUUCUCUUUUUUCAGACGUCAUUUGAUCAGUCAUGUGAUUGUUUCGCUACUUGUAUUUGGCUUGUUUAGAUGAUUAGCUAUUAUUUGAUGAUUUGAUUCGUUUGAGUACGAAAUUCCCCUGUCCGAUCGCACACAAGCGGGUCACGAGAUUGCUUGACUUCAGACUCAUCCUUUACGGAAGAUCAAAGCGGCGAUCUGAGACUGAUCCGCAGAUCAUCAAAAAGACAGGAAGAUAAAAGAAGAAAAGACGACUCCCUUGGUUCUGUCACUUCGAUAGAACGAGCCCCGGUCGUAUCACCCUCGGCUUUGCGGUCCUGGGUCGAUCCCGGUGUUUGCUUGGAGGACUCUUAUGCUUGAUGCGCUCCUGCCAUCCGACCGUUUCUCCGAUUACACCAGCAUGUUGCGUUCCGUAGCGAAAUUCAUCGGACGACAGUCUUGAUCGAAAUCCUACUAAGACCCUCUGUUUGCAUGGUUGCCUUGCGCAUAUGUGGAGAAACGGACGCCACAUUUCGCUCGUUCGUUGUGAAGAAAAAUUGACAACUUCAUGCUAAGCCAACGACUCACUCUCUGCUUUGUUCGUCCACGUGCCACCUACCGGAUAACAGACACCUUUGAAAGCCGGUGAUGUUGUUAAAUUCGAUUUGGGAUGCCACCUCGAUGGGUACAUCGCGGUCGCAGCCCAUACCGUUGUCGUGAAGGAAACCGCCGACAGCCCAGCCCCACCGGAAGACGAGGAACUCGCCAAAUGUGCCGUAGCUACUUACAACGCUAUGUUGGUAGCUGCUGCUACCAUUGCUGCCGGAAAGACCAACGCUGACGUCACGAAAGCCGUUGACAAGGUCGCCAAGGCGUACGGCGUCACCCCAAUUUCGUCCGUCCGAAUGCACCAAAUGAAGCGAUACGUACUGGAUGGAGUUAAGGAAGUUGCCCUCAAAGAACCGCUACCAGAUGAUCCCGAGGAAGAAAAGGUCCCAGACUGCACCUUUGAACAAGCUGAGGUCUACGCAGUUGAUGUCGCCAUGUCUACCGGAGAUGGUAAGGCCCGACCAGGCACCAUGAGAACCACCGUUUUCAAGCGCAACGUUGAACAGCAGUACUUGCUCAAGGUCAAGGCUGCUCGCCAAACCCUUGCUGAGGUUGAUAAGAAGUACCCAACCAUGCCUUUCACAAUGCGCGAUUUGACCGAUGUUCGUGCCGCCAAGCUUGGAAUCAACGAAUGCGUUGCACACGGACUAUUAACUCCUUACCCUUCACUGCACGAUUACUCCGGAAAGGUCUGCCACUUUAAAUGCACCGUUCUUUUGUUGCCAUCUGGAACAGCAAGAGUAACUGGAUUGAAGCUUCCUGAGUACUUCAAAACCGAUGUACAGGCCGACGAAGAAACGCAAAAGAUCUUGGCAGAGAUCGCCGAAGCGGAAGCAAAGAAGGCCGCAAAGAAAGCUGCAAAGAAGAGAAACAAGAAAAAGAAGAAAUAAACAGAAAGCCGCAAGUACGUGCUAUCGAAUUUCUGGAAACGGCGAAAGGAGACGGCACUAGUUUCGUUCGUUCGAUGUGGGGUUUCAAAUGUCUUUGUCAACGACUCUCUCAACUCCAGUGGGGCGAGAAGGAAUUAUCACUUAAAUUCUACUAAAAUUUAAAUUGAAGAUGUCUAGCUACGAUUCAUUUUAAAAUUCUCUUCUAGACUUCAUACCCUUUAAUUAAAUUUUUGCAAGUAU